Messenger RNA from Penicillium olsonii, 1854 nucleotides. Lineage: Eukaryota; Fungi; Ascomycota; Eurotiomycetes; Eurotiales; Aspergillaceae. The record is from the annotation of a GenBank genome assembly.
AUGAUCGAAAAAUGCGAUGUUGUUAUAGUCGGCGCAGGUCCCGUAGGCCUCAUGUUCUCUGCCUGCCUGACGCGUUUAGGUCCUUACAAGAUCAAGCACAUCGACAACCGCGCCGAGCCAACGACCAUUGGCCGUGCAGAUGGCAUUCAGGCCCGCACUCUAGAUGUUCUGAACACAAUGGGUCUGAAGAGGCCAAUAUGGGCCUAUAACCCUGGUCUCAUCUAUGAAGUCGCCUUUUGGGGCGCGACGGCAGACAGAAAAGGCAUUCAGCGCACUGGCAUUAGUAAAAGCUACCCUGACCAUGUCGACACUCGCUACCCAUUCACUACCAUUCUUCAUCAAGGUCGCAUUGAGAAUAUAUUCCUCGAGGAUCUGAAGUCGCGUGGGGUCGAGGUACAGCGCCCGUGGACAAUCCGCGCCGCAAAGUAUCUCGGGGCUGGACACGAUUAUCCCGUUGACGUGGAACUCACGAGUAUGGAUGGGCUAACGACAGAGAUGGUCAGAGCCAAGUAUCUCUUUGGUGCGGACGGCGCGCGGAGUGUCUUGCGCGAAUUGUUCGAUAUUCAUAUGAUUCACAAGGAUCCGACGGUGUAUGUGUGGGGUGUGAUUGACGGGGUAGUCGAUUCGGACUUUCCAGACAUGCAGAUAAAAUGUAAUAUUCGCUCACCCCGUGGCUCUUGCAUGAUAAUCCCCCAAGGCAACAACCGGGUACGCAUAUACGUCCAGAUCUCGCCUGAACAGAAUCAGGAUUUAUCCGUGUACGCUUCGCGGGCCAAAAUCCAGGAGAUGGCAAAUGAAAUUCUCAACCCAUAUCGCGUUGAAUGGCAGAGUGUUGAUUGGCAUUCGGCCUAUCACAUCGGUCAGGGCAUAUCGGAGCGAUACUCGCUACAUAAUCGCAUCUUCAUUGGCGGCGAUGCCUGUCACACUCACAGUCCCAAAGCUGGCCAGGGCAUGAACUAUGGCCUGUUAGAUUCCCACAAUCUAGCUUGGAAGCUACACCUCGUGGAAUCAAGCUUGAUGCGCCCUGAGCUGCUAGAAACAUACGAAGAGGAGCGAAGUGCAGUUGCCACUCGUCUGAUUGAGUUUGACGCUACCUACGCGAGUCUUUUCAGCUCACAGAACCCCUCACAGCAGGCAAGCGACGAGUUUGUCCGUAUAUUCAAGCAGAACUCCCUACUGACCAGUGGUUACGGAGUCGAAUAUACACCCAACGCCCUCACUCAAACAGACAUUGAGGCCGCCGCCUCCCCUCUCUUGCUGAGCGGCCUUAAACCAGGACGCAGCUUCCCACCAGUCAACGUAGUGCGCGUCAUCGAUGCCUGCGAUAUCCCACUCGAGCGCGAGAUGCGAUUCAACGGCAACUUCCAUAUCUACAUCUUUACCGGUAACCAGGCUCAUUCCGAACAGAAGGCUCUAGCAGAUCUUGCGGAAAAGAUCUCUCACCGAGCCUCGGUCUUCUCUCGGGUGACAAACGCCUUCCGAGACGUGAAUUUAUCCUACGAUAGUCGACAUAACCCACACUCCUCUUUGUACACAUUUUCCAUCGUAUUCCAUUCCGUUCGUACGUCCGUCGAUAUCAGCACCUUGCCCCCGUUCUUUCAACCAUAUCGGUACCAUGUAUACUCGGAUGAUGCACGCAGUCGCAAAUCUUACGCUGGAGGUCUCGGUGCAGCGCAUGCGAAGCUCGGCUUUGCCCUGGGUGAAGGAGGUGUGAUUAUUGUUCGUCCUGAUGGAUAUGUCGGAUGUAUUGCAAAGUUCGUGGAAGGUGGUGCGGCUGCGGAGGUGCUGGAUCGGUACUUUUCCGGUAUUGUGCCCGCUAGUUUGGCAGGCGAGAGUGUUCAGAGUAUGCUAUAG